AUGUUUGGAGAAAAAGUGCUCGUAAAAAAAGCAAAACAGACGAGAAGAAUAGAAAUGCAUAACGUCAAUAAAAUCUGCUCUGGUUCAUCAAACAUCAUCGUAAAACUCCGAAAAGCAAUAAAUUUGUUUACGACUUUGAUUGUGGUGGCAAAUGCCAAAUGCCUUCUCCCAUCUUGUGAAGAUCAUAAUCGCAAUAAUUACAUGAUGAUUUCUCUCAAUAACAAAACCAUUGUUGUCUUUACCAUUCCCGGUGGUGAUCCACAAAACAGCAGAAAAAAGGACUUUAGGACACGAGUGCAAGUCAGAAAUAUUUAA
Clunio marinus is the source of this 315-nucleotide messenger RNA. The record is from the annotation of a GenBank genome assembly. Lineage: Eukaryota; Metazoa; Arthropoda; Insecta; Diptera; Chironomidae.